This is a messenger RNA of Erigeron canadensis, 2064 nucleotides long. Its product is annotated as sodium/calcium exchanger NCL2-like. NCBI's taxonomy places the organism in Eukaryota, Viridiplantae, Streptophyta, Magnoliopsida, Asterales, Asteraceae. Gene Ontology annotation, biological process: calcium ion transmembrane transport; intracellular calcium ion homeostasis. Gene Ontology annotation, cellular component: membrane. Gene Ontology annotation, molecular function: calcium:proton antiporter activity; calcium ion binding. The record is from RefSeq and is a predicted model, not a curated record. The coding region runs from base 1 to 1995 and encodes 664 amino acids. The transcript is spliced from 8 exons.
AUGAGCGACUUUGUUGCAAGAUUUCCAUCCUACUUUGCUUUCAUUCUUUUGCUAUUAUCCGCUAACGUUGCCAGUCGUCAUUUGCAUUACAAUGAUGCUAAGUUAGUGUCUGAUGGUGUUAGUGACGGUGGUGCUAAUUCUACUCAAGUGGAAGAAUCAUUCCUACAUCUCAAAGGCAUGGAUUCAUACGAGGAGCAGUGUAAUCAUAUGUAUGGUUUUUUACCAUGUUCAAGCAAUCUUCUAGGUCAUAUCUGCCUCCUUAUGAUAUAUGAGUUCCUAUUAUAUCACGCCGAAUCCUUUGCUGGUGGUGAUGGGCGGAUUUUUCGUGUUUUUGGCACAAACUAUUUGGUUUCAUGUUUUUCUCAGCUUCUUGAUGCUCUUCCAGAUUCUGCAGUUCUUCUUGCAUCGGGACUAUCAACUAGUGAAGAAAAAGCUCAAGAAUAUGUUAUAACGGGUGCUGGGAUGCUAGCUGGAUCCUCAAUAUUACUUCUCACUCUAUUGUGGGGAGUAUGCUUCAUUUAUAGCCAGAAGGAAUUCUAUGUAAAACCCAAGGCUAAUGUACUGAGUCGAGUGAGAAAGGCUAAAGUAAAAAGUCAAGUGAUACAACAAUUAUUAAUAGAUUCUGGUGUUCUUACGGAUAAGGAAACCAAAUAUCAUGCCAAAGUUUUGUUCUGUUCACUCAUACCAUUUAUAUUCAUCCUAUUGCCGAGGAUAGUUGGUUUAUCGUAUUCUAGUCGAGGAUACAAAUAUGUCCUCCUUGUGUCUCUUGUUGUUUCAGUAUUAUGCGUAUCUUUUUACUUCUGCUAUCAGUAUCAUCAAAAUCCACGAAUAAUACAGAAUAGGAGACGAGAGUAUGCAGAACUUGAACAAAAAGUUGAAAUGAAUAUACCGUUUUAUGAAGUAGAAGCACUUAUGCUGGAGAGGGAGAAGAUUUUCAUUAAAAGGGAAGAAGAAAUGGAGGAGGAGUUGAAAAAUCUUACGAAAAUAUCGGACAAAUUGACCAUAGAGAAAUUCAAUGAUAUAUUUAAAAAGUGGAUAGAAUGUACGAGACUUAGGAUGGAUGAUCCAUCUUAUUUUGAAGAAUCAGAUAUGGAAUACAAUCAGGUUUUUGAACUGUUGCAUGAAAAUAAAAAAAAUUUGAUAGAUCAAAUAUCUUCCAUGUUAGAACGUGUGAAACAAGAUGUAGCACAAGACGGAGCACGGGAUGGAACACAAGAUAAACCGGAAAUAUAUAGUCUCAUCCAAAUAAUGAAAACCAACAAGAGUGGAUAUAUUACUCCAGGCGAACUGAAAAACAUCAUCAAGAAAGUCAACGAUAAGGAGUUACUGGUGGAUGACGGGAUAGCAGAGAUCAUGAUGAGACAUUUACAUCCUGAUGAAAAAGGAAAUAUCAAUAUAUUUAAAUUCAUAACCGGAGUUUCAAAAUUGCUUGAGUCACAUAAAUUAGAAAAUCAGUCACAUAGCAAUAACCAAAAAACUCAAAAGUACCUUUCGGGUGAGGCAAAGAAGAAGGAAAAAGAAAAGUUCUGGGCAAUUAUAUGGUUACUUGUCGGAAUCGGUAUGCUAUGUGGCUUGGCUGAGCCUUUGGUGGAGAGUGUUAGAGAAUUAUCAGAAUCUCUAAAAAUAGGGCCUUUCUAUUUAAAUUUCAUCUUGGUUCCUUUGGCUACAAAUAUUAGAACAAUUUUUGCAGCCAUUAGAGCUGCAAAAAAGAAGAGACAUCGAACAAUGUCCGUAACUUUCUCUGAGAUAUACCACAAAGUUUUCAUGAACAACAUUGUGGGAUUUUUUGUUAUUGUCGCGGUCAUAUUCUUUCGUGGCCUGACAUGGCAUUUCUCAGCCGAGCUUUUAGUUGUGAUCCUCGUUUGCAUCAUAAUGGGGCUUCUUGGAAGUUUCAGAACCAAGUUCCCAAACUGGACAUUGUUCAUUGUUGUCCCUCUCUAUCCUCUAUCUCUGUUGGUUGUUUACCUUGUCAACGAUGCUUUUCAAUUUCCGUGAAACUAUAAUGGUUCGUCUCAAAGUGGUUAUUUUGUAGACCAUGUUGGACUUGUUUAUGUAACAUUUAUU